GCGCCCGGCUCCUCUCACUCACCCUCACCAGCAGCAAAGAGCACCGCCGGCAGAUAUGACGCACCAGUGCACCAAGUUCUCCGGCCACUGGAAGAUCAUCGUGUUCGACGAGGAAUGCUUCCAGGGUCGCCGCCACGAGUUCACGUCGGAGUGCACCAACGUGAUGGAGUUGGGCUUCGAGACGGUGCGCUCGCUGCGCGUGGAGAGUGGCGCCUGGGUGGGCUAUGAGCACGCCUCCUUCCAAGGCCAACAGUUCGUCCUGGAGCGCGGCGAGUACCCGCAGUGCGACGCCUUCGGGGGAAGCAACGCGUAUCACAUCGAGAGGUUGACCUCCUUCAGGCCCAUCGCCUGCGCGAACCAUCGAGAGUGUCGCAUGACCAUCUUCGAGCGUGAGAACUUCCUGGCUCGGAAGGGCGAGCUGAGCGACGACUACCCAUCCCUGCAAGCCAUGGGCUGGUGCAACAAUGAAGUGGGCUCCCUCAAGGUCCAGUCUGGAGCGUGA
Molecule: messenger RNA, 502 nt
Organism: Hippocampus comes (tiger tail seahorse)
Lineage: Eukaryota; Metazoa; Chordata; Actinopteri; Syngnathiformes; Syngnathidae
Gene: cryba4
Product: crystallin, beta A4
Exons: 5
Coding region: 56-502 (148 amino acids)
Biological process (GO): visual perception; lens development in camera-type eye
Molecular function (GO): structural constituent of eye lens
Source: RefSeq, a predicted model, not a curated record